Molecule: messenger RNA, 3600 nt
Organism: Pseudomassariella vexata
Lineage: Eukaryota; Fungi; Ascomycota; Sordariomycetes; Amphisphaeriales; Pseudomassariaceae
Product: glycoside hydrolase superfamily
Exons: 6
Coding region: 477-3452 (991 amino acids)
Biological process (GO): carbohydrate metabolic process
Cellular component (GO): vacuole
Molecular function (GO): beta-galactosidase activity
Source: RefSeq, a predicted model, not a curated record
CCGAACCGCAACCCAACAUUCGACGGUCAUGGAAGUCGAUCCUAUACGGGAGCCAUGCUCGCGUGUUCUGGGGAGAUUUCACCCAGCAUUCUCCAAAUUCCGUGAGGGGAACCACAUCUGGCUACCAGAUCCCCGGACAGGAUCGUCAUUAUUAGCCAGAAUACAUUACAGGCUGCUGAUGGGAAUAGAGGCUUCUGAUUGCCGGAAAUCCAAAAAGAGAGUCGCAUUCGAGUGGAUGUGAUAGCUCGCCAGUCCUUCGGUGCCUUUCUGUUCUGGAUCGUCCGUCUUCCCAUUUUCGCAUCAUUGUGCUGCGAGCAAGGCUUCAUUGACCAGGAUACUACCGUCCUGUAUGUCUUCUGGGAUUGCUCUCAUAAUAAAGCGUGCAUGCAGGUCACUCAGGGUGUUUAGUUUAUAAGCUAGUUGCGAGCUUGAAUGUAAAUGCCGUUGCAUGCGAUACCGACAUCCCAAGUCAAGCCAUGCGUCUAUUCCAUCUUGCUGUGACACUCCUCGGCCUCGUUUGGGGGGCCGUCGCGACGUCCAAUGGCCUCACCGAUCUGGUAACUUGGGAUAGUUACAGUCUCAGCGUCAAUGGCGACCGGACUUAUAUCUACUCGGCCGAGUUCCACUAUCAACGUAUGCCCGUCCCCGAAUUAUGGCCAGAUAUCCUCCAGAAGUUCAAGGCAAACGGCUUCAACGCCAUCAGCGUCUACUUCUUCUGGUCCUAUCACAGCGCCUCGGAGGGUGUCUACGACUUCGAGACGUCAGGCAAGAACAUUCAGCGCCUCUUCGACUACGCCAAAGAGGCGGGUCUCUGGGUCAUCGCCCGCGCCGGGCCAUACUGCAAUGCCGAGACUAACGGAGGCGGACUUGCACUAUGGGGCUCGGACGGCAGCAUGGGUGUCCUCCGGACAGCGGACGAAACAUACCAGGAGGCCUGGCUCCCAUGGAUCACCCAAGUCGGCGAGAUCAUCGCAGCGAACCAGAUUACCGAGGGCGGACCCGUUAUUCUAAACCAGGUCGAGAACGAGUACCAGGAGAAUGACCACUCGCCCAACGCGACCGCCGUCUUGCAUAUGAUACAGAUCGAGGAAGCUUUUAGGGAUGCUGGGAUCGUGGUGCCGCUUACGCACAACGAAAAGGGAAUGAGGUCGCAGUCUUGGUCGGUGGACUAUCAGGACGUGGGAGGUGCGGUUGAUAUCUACGGCCUCGACAGCUAUCCUGGAGGGUUGUCAUGCACCAAUCCAACAGUGGGCUUCAAUGUCAACCGACUGUACUACCAGUGGUUCCAAAAUUACUCGUACACUCAACCCGAGUACGUGCCCGAGUUUGAGGGUGGAUGGUUCUCUGCUUGGGGUGGUGGCACAUUCUACGACCAGUGCGUGGCCGAGCAUGAUCCUGCUUUUGCAGAUGUUUAUUACAAGAAUAACAUCGGUCAAAAGAUAACCCUUCACAACAUCUAUAUGACGUGGGGCGGGACGAAUUGGGGGCAUUCUGCCGCCCCGGUAGUCUAUACAAGUUACGACUACAGCGCGCCCCUCCGAGAAACUCGCCAGCAGUGGAACAAGCUGUUCCAGACCAAACUCGUUGGUCUUUUCACAAGGGUUUCAUCCGACUUGUUGAAGGCCGACAUGGUUGGAAAUGGAACAGGCUAUAGUUUGUCUUCAAACGCCGCAUUUAGCUGGGUUCUCAGGAACCCAGAUACGGGGGCGACCUUCACCGUGGUCCAACAAGCUACGACGUCGUCGUUUAGCAACAUCUCGUUUUCGGCCAGUCUCAACACCAGCGCUGGAGCCGUCACGGUUCCAAAUGUCGAGCUGUAUGGUCGGCAAAGCAAGAUUAUUACCACAGAUUAUAACUUUGGCAGCCACAGCCUGCUCUACUCCUCCGCUGACAUAGCCGUCUAUGGAGUGUUUGACGUGGACGUCAUCGUCAUGUACUUGAAAGAGGGACAGACUGGUUCUUUUGCAUUGAAGAGCGACAAGAAACUGAGCUACAAGAUCUGGGGAGCUAGCACUUUCGCGGCAAGCGGCAACAGCACAACCGCUAGCGCUUUCAAUUACAAGCAAGCUGCGGGCACGACUGUGGUCAAGUUCCUUAACGGUGUGGUUGCGUACUUACUCGAUCAGCCGACCGCAUGGAGACUGUGGGCUCCCCCGACGACUCUGGACCCUGCAGUGGCGCCACACGAGCAAAUCUUGGUUAUUGGACCCUACCUGGUCAGAGAUGCCAGUGUGAAGCUCAACACGCUUUACAUCAACGGCGAUAAUGAUGACGCUACAACAUUGGAAGCCUAUACGGGCACCGCUAUCGACACUAUUGUCUGGAACGGCCAAAGCAUCGAGGCACGGAAAACAGCGUACGGCUCUUACAAGGCUGAUAUUCCCGGUGCGGAAUCGAGAGAAAUCUCGUUGCCCGCUCUGACAGCGUGGAAGUCGGCCGACUCGCUGCCUGAAGCGCAGCCGGCGUACGACGAUUCAAAGUGGAAAGUGUGCGACAAGACCACGACGCGGAGCCCCGUCGCCCCGGAAACCCUACCGGUGCUCUUUAGCUCUGACUACGGAUACUAUGCAGGCACCAAGGUGUACCGUGGAUACUUUGACGGCGCCAACUCUUCGGCCGUCUACAUUUCGGCUUCCGGGGGUCUCGGGUUUGGAUGGAAUGCCUGGCUGAACGGAAAGCUUAUUGGCGGCCACCCCGGUGAUGGCAGCUUCGCCAAUACCAAUGCCACUCUGGCACUGCCUUCGUCGGCUCUCAAGGCUAAGGGCAACGUCAUCACCGUGGUGGUGGAUUAUCACGGCCACGAUGAGACCUCGACGGCAAAAGGUGUCGAGAAUCCGCGCGGAAUUUUGGGCAGCUACCUUCUCCCCUCUGGAACCGCCCACAACACGGGCUUUACCCUCUGGAAAAUACAGGGGAACGCUGGCGGCGAUGCAAACAUCGACCCCGUUCGAGGCCCGAUGAACGAGGGCGGUCUGUACGGCGAGAGACUCGGCUGGCAUCUGCCCGGCUUCAACCCCAACUCCAACUCCAACUCCAGCUCGUCCAAAUUUGACGCCUCGGGCCCCACAACUGGCCUGUCCAAGUCCGGCAUCCGGUUUUACGCCACUGACUUCGAACUCGACCUCGACGAUGAUCUCGAUGUGCCCCUGGGCGUUGAGUUGCCAUCGCCGGCUGGCACCGUAGCCCGGGUUAUGAUCUGGAUCAACGGCUAUCAGUAUGGAAAAUACGUUCCACACCUCGGACCGCAGACGAGGUUCCCCAUCCCGCCGGGCGUCAUCAACAACAAGGGAAAGAACACGAUGGUGCUUAGCCUGUGGGCGCAAACGGAAGAAGGGGCCAAACUGGACGAGGUGAAGCUGUUCAGUUACGGACAGUACCAGACGAGCUUCAAGUUUAGUCAGGACUGGAGCUAUCUGCAGCCUGGAUGGGAAAACCGCGAGCAGUAUGCUUGACUUGGCGGUCGUUGAAUUGGCGAGACGCCUCGUAGUUGUCGUCGGGUUCUUGCAUGUGAUACAGAAAGAAGCCAGGGUAUUACGUGCGCUAGAACAUAGUACAGAGUAGUGUAACAGAAACCAAUGCGAUCCCCAGAUAUGAGCAUGA